AUGUCGAAACAAGGAUUUAAAUCGUGGAUGUAUUUUAUCGCAGCGCUUUCUCUUUGGAAUAUUUCCGGUGGGCAGAUUUUAUACUCUAUAUCCGAGGAGGCUGAUCCGGGAACCACAGUGGGACAUAUAGCAAAGGAUCUGAACCUAAAUCUUCAUGAAUUACAGCUUCGCGGGUUUCAGCUCGUUUCUGGCCCAAACAAGAGGUAUUUUGAUGUCAAUUUAAAGAGUGGUGUUCUCCUCGUCAAAGAGAGAAUAGACAGGGAACAGUUGUGCGGAAGGAGCAGCAAAUGCUCUCUGGAAUUAGAAGCUAUUGUUAACUCGCCUUUAAACAUGUAUCGAUUGGAGGUGAAUGUUUUAGAUAUCAAUGAUAACGUUCCUAUUUUUAAGUCAUCAAAGACAGAACUGAACAUUGUAGAAUCGGCUUUCCCUGGUGAAAGGUUUACAUUACCGGACGCGUUUGACGCGGAUGUGGGCAGCAAUUCGGUCAAGAGCUAUAAACUGAGUGCGAAUGAGCAUUUCUCUCUGGAUGUACAGAGCGGAGGAGAGCAGAGUGUGUCUGCUGAAUUAGUGCUGCAGAAAGCUUUAGAUCGGGAAAAACAGGCGGUGAUCAAGCUCACACUGACCGCUGUAGACGGAGGAAAACCUCCAAGAUCAGGAACAACGCAAAUUAUCAUCAAUGUUGAAGAUGUGAACGAUAAUAUUCCUGUAUUUAGUACAUCUCUGUACAAAACACGAAUAAUGGAAAAUGCGCCCCUCGGUACGUCUGUUGUCACGGUGCAGGCUAGCGACGCAGACGAGGGUUUGAAUGGAGAAAUAAUGUAUUCAUUUAUAAGUCAUGAUGAAGAUAUAAGAGUGAAUGCGUUUACCAUAGAUUCUGUCAGUGGUAUAAUCUCUGUUAAAGGGAACAUUGAUUACGAGACCAACAAUGCUGUAGAAAUUCGAGUCCAAGCUAAAGAUAAAGGGCAGAAACCAAGGGCUGCUCAUUGUAAAGUUUUAAUUGAAAUCGUUGAUGUUAAUGAUAAUGUACCUGAAAUUUCCGUGACCUCUCUUGCUGAAACUGUGAGAGAGGAUGCUGCUGCUGGAACAAUGGUUGGACUGAUCACCGUUAAAGAUGGAGAUGCGGGAAAAAACGGCGCAGUUGUUCUUAACAUCCGCGAUUCUGCACCUUUUCGUUUACAAAACACCUAUAAGAAUAAAUAUUAUCUACUUGUAGAUGGUCAGUUAGACCGAGAAACUGCGUCUGAGUAUAAUGUGACAAUCAGGGCUACUGAUGAAGGGACUCCGCCUCUCUCUAGCACCAGUGUCAUUGCUGUACACGUUUCUGAUGUCAAUGACAACGCGCCGCGCUUUCCAGAGCCCGUCAUUAAUGUUUAUGUGAAAGAGAACAGUCAGAUUGGAGCUGUUAUUCAUACAGUAUCUGCUGUUGAUCCUGAUGUAGGUGAUAAUGCCAGAACAACAUAUUCUUUACUAGAAAGCUCUAAAAGCGGCCCGGUAACAUCCAUGAUCAACAUAAACUCUGACACUGGAGAUCUCCACAGUUUACAGUCGUUUAACUAUGAGGAGAUCAAAACAUUUGAGUUUAAAGUUCAGGCCACAGACUCUGGUGUUCCUCCGCUCAGCAGUAACGUGACUGUAAAUGUUUUUGUCCUGGAUGAGAAUGACAACAGUCCCGCGAUUCUCGCGCCUUAUUCCGAGCUCGGUUCCGUUAACACCGAGAACAUUCCCUAUUCUGCUGACGCGGGCUACUUUGUGGCCAAGAUCAGGGCUGUAGAUGCAGAUUCUGGUUAUAAUGCGCUGUUGUCCUACCACAUCUCUGAGCCCAAAGGGAACAAUCUGUUCCAAAUCGGAACCAGCAGCGGGGAGAUCAGGACUAAGAGGAGAAUGAGUGACAAUGACCUGAAAACUCACCCGCUGGUCAUUUUGGUUUCUGAUAACGGAGAGCCCUCACUGUCAGCGACCGUGUCUAUAGAUGCUGUGGUUGUUGAAAGCGGAAGUGACGUCAAGACUCCAUUCAGACACGCGCCGGUAAAGGAGGAGAGUUUCUCGGAUUUAAAUCUGUAUCUGCUGAUCGCCAUUGUGAGUGUGUCCGUCAUCUUUUUACUGAGUCUCAUCAGUUUGAUAGCUGUAAAAUGCCACAGGACAGACAGCAGUUUGGGCAGGUACAGCGCCCCGAUGAUCACCACACACCCUGACGGGAGCUGGUCUUACUCCAAAUCUACUCAGCAGUAUGACGUGUGUUUUAGCUCAGACACACUGAAGAGUGACGUAGUAGUUUUCCCUGCGCCAUUUCCGCCUGCAGAUGCAGAACUGAUCAGUAUUAAUGGAGGAGACACUUUCACCAGAACACAAACACUGCCUAAUAAAGAGAAGGUAAGAAUGUAA
Molecule: messenger RNA, 2382 nt
Organism: Danio aesculapii
Lineage: Eukaryota; Metazoa; Chordata; Actinopteri; Cypriniformes; Danionidae
Product: protocadherin alpha-8-like
Exons: 1
Coding region: 1-2382 (793 amino acids)
Biological process (GO): homophilic cell-cell adhesion
Cellular component (GO): plasma membrane
Molecular function (GO): calcium ion binding
Source: RefSeq, a predicted model, not a curated record